UUGAAGUGUAGUGUAAGCCCUAAUCGGUGUGACGAUUUCAUUACAUAGAAAAAAAUAGUUGGGAAUUUUCUCUUCAACAACAACCAUGUUUGCAUCAUCCUUCUUCCUCACCAAAACCCUUCUCCCAAAACCCUCGUCCCUUCUAAGCCCGCCACGUGUCCCUCUCCCUCUCCCUCUCCGCUCCCACACCCUCCCCGUACCCGCCAACACCAAAAAGAAGAAGAAAAAGCCCUACGGCGGCGCCCUCCCCUCCAUCCUCCGCUCCCUCCACGCCGACGCCGACGUCGCCAGCGUCCUCCACUCCCUCCCCGCCGCCCCCUCCCCCAAGGAAAUAACCGUCAUCCUCCGCGAGCUCUCCGCCACGUGGCACCGCGCCCUCCGCGCCUUCGAGUGGUUCAAGUCCCAACCCUGGUACUCCCCCAACGUCAUCCACUACAACGUCGUCCUCCGGGCCCUCGGCAAGGCCCACCAAUGGGACCACCUCCGCCUCUGCUGGGCCGACAUGGCCCGCAGCGCCGUUCUCCCCACCAACAACACCUACAGCAUGCUCGUCGACGUCUACGGGAAAGCGGGCCUCGUCCAAGAAGCGCUUUUGUGGAUCAGGCACAUGAGGGUGAGAGCCUUUUUUCCUGAUGAAGUUACCAUGUGUACUGUUGUUAAAGUGUUGAAGGAUGUUGGAGAGUUUGAUAGAGCUCAUAGGUUUUACAAGGGGUGGUGUGAAGGGAAAGUUGAGUUGGAUGACCUUGAAUUAGAGGCUAGUUAUAAUGGUAGUAGUGCUAGUAGUGCUAAUAAUAAUGGGUCAACAUCAAUGUCAAUUAGUUUCAAGCAGUUUCUCUCCACUGAGUUGUUUAAGAUAGGUGGAAGACUUGCGCCUUCUGAUGUGGCACAUUCGACGAAUUUGAAUUCGUCGAAUGGGUUACAGAAGCCGAGGCUGUCUUCCACCUAUAAUGUGUUGAUUGAUUUGUAUGGUAAGGCGGGGCGGUUGACCGAGGCGGCGAAUGUGUUUGCAGAGAUGUUGAAGGCGGGAGUGGCUGUGGAUGUGUGUACUUUUAAUACUAUGAUGUAUGUUUGUGGGAGUCAUGGGAAUUUGGUGGAGGCGGAGGCUUUGCUUGGUAUGAUGGAGGAGAAAGGGUUGGCGCCGGAUACCAAGACUUUUAACAUUUUUCUGUCUUUGUAUGCUGAUGCUGGGGAUAUUGGUGCCGCGGUUUCUUGUUAUAGGAAGAUUAAGGAGGCUGGGCUGUGUCCGGAUGAGGUGACUUACCGUGCUCUUCUUGGUGUGUUGUGCAAAAAGAGUAUGGUACGAGAUGUGGAGGAUUUGAUUGGGGAAAUGGAGGAGGAUUUUGGGGCUGUUGAUGAGCAUUCAGUUCCGGGUAUUGUGGAGAUGUAUGUUGUUGAAGGGGAUGUGGGUAAGGCGAGUGACUUGCUGAGGAAGUUGCGAAGGAAUGGGGAGAUGUCAUCGAGUGUUCGUGCUGCGGUCAUGGAUGUUUUUGCUGAGAGAGGACUUUGGGCAGAAGCGGAGGAUGUUUUUUAUGGGGAAAGGGAUUCAUCAGGGCGGAAAAGGGACAUUUUAGAGUACAAUGUCAUGAUCAAAGCGUAUGGAAGAGCGAAACUUUAUGAUGAGGCUGUUUCUUUAUUCAAAGGAAUGAAAAAACACGGGACUUGGCCUAAUGAAAGCACGUAUAAUUCCCUUGUUCAGAUGUUGGCUGGUGCUGAUUUAGUGGAACAAGCAAGGGAACUCAUGGUUGAAAUGCAGGAAAUGGGGUUUAAGCCACCAUGUCAAACUUUUUCUGCUGUUAUUGGAUGCUAUUCUCGUCUUGGCCAGCUUCCUGAUGCAGUCUCUGUGUUCCAGGAAAUGGUAAGAGUUGGAGUAAAACCGAAUGAGGUUGUGUAUGGAUCUUUAAUUGAUGGAUAUGCAGAACAUGGUAGCCUUGAAGAGGCACUUCAGUACUUCCACAUGAUGGAAGAAUCUGGAUUAUCAGCAAAUUUAGUUGUUUUAACAUCCCUUCUAAAGUCUUAUUGUAAGGUUGGAAACUUGGAAGGAGCAAAAGCUAUCUAUGAGCGGAUGAAGAACUUGGAAGGGGGUCUUGAUUUAGUUGCAUGUAAUAGUAUGAUUGGCCUCUUUGCAGAUCUUGGUUUGGUAUCUGAAGCUAAGUUGGCUUUUGAAAAUUUGAGAGAAAUGGGCCGGGCUGAUGCAAUUUCAUAUUCAACAAUCAUGUAUCUUUAUAAGGAAGUUGGUCUGAUUGAUGAGGCCAUUGAGAUUGCAGAGGAGAUGAAACUGUCAGGAUUAUUGAGGGAUUGUGUUUCAUUUAAUAAGGUACUGGUGUGUUAUGCCUCCAAUGGGCAAUUCUAUGAAUGUGGUGAAUUAAUACAUGAGAUGAUAUCUCAGAAGCUGUUGCCAAAUGAUGGAACUUUUAAAGUGUUAUUCACUAUAUUAAAGAAGGGAGGGAUUCCCAUUGAAGCAGUGGAACAAUUAGAGUCAUCUUACCAGGAGGGGAAACCUUAUGCUCGGCAAACAACCUUCACUGCUUUGUACUCUUUAGUUGGUAUGCACACUUUGGCACUUGAAUCUGCUCAAACAUUCAUAGAAUCUAAGGUGGAUCUUGACUCCACUGCCUAUAAUGUUGCAAUCUAUGCAUAUAGUUCAGCUGGAGAUAUCAACAAGGCCUUGAAUAUAUAUAUGAAAAUGCGGGAUGAGCAUGUGGAACCUGAUCUUGUAACGUAUAUUUAUCUGGUAGGUUGUUAUGGAAAAGCUGGCAUGGUUGAAGGUUUGAAACGGAUAUAUAGCCAAUUAGAAUAUGAGGAGAUCGAGUCUAGUGAAUCUUUGUUCAAGGCUAUCAUAGAUGCCUAUAAAAUUUGCAAUAGGAAGGAUCUUGCUGAGUUAGUUAGCCAAGAAAUGAAAUUCACGUACAACUCAGAAAAACAUUCUGAAAUUGAAAGUGAAACUGAAUAUGAAAUUGGAAGUGAAGGUGAAUAUGAAGUUGGAAGUGAAGGUGAAUAUGAAGUUGAAAGUGAAACUGAAUAUGAAAGUGAAACUGAAUAUGAAAAAUAUAAAUGAAGCUUCUUCAGGUCCAUGUUGAGGUUGAUAAAAAAUUUGUAUGAAGAUGAAUACAAAUGCGGUUUAGCUAAG
Messenger RNA from Cajanus cajan (pigeon pea), 3127 nucleotides. Its product is annotated as Pentatricopeptide repeat (PPR) superfamily protein. Gene Ontology annotation, molecular function: protein binding; mRNA binding. The record is from RefSeq and is a predicted model, not a curated record. NCBI's taxonomy places the organism in Eukaryota, Viridiplantae, Streptophyta, Magnoliopsida, Fabales, Fabaceae.